CACCUCAAUUUUUUUUGGAGCCAAACAAACAACCCCUAAUCCCUCGCGCCCCAACACUUUUAAUCAAAUUAAUUAAAUUCCCACAUAAUAAUUAAUAUCGCCAAAUUAUCCAAUUACUAUAAAACCCCCUAAAUAAAUAUUUGCUUUUCUUUCCUUCCAAUUUUAUCCGCCUCAACUACUCUCUAAUCUUUUUUCUCUCUCUCCUCUCUUUCUGGAAUUUCACACUUCUCUCUUUCUCUCUCCUCCGAUUCACUUUUCCGAUAUUAAUUUCAUCCAACAAAUUUUCAAACUUUACAAUUGAAUUUGUUUCAUAUUUCAGAUUUUCCGUCGAAUUUUCGUCCAAUUGUUCAACAAUUUGAUUGCAUGUUUUGGUUGAUUUCGUGUGUUAAUUCGGGGAUUUUCAAUUAGGGUUUGUUUUCCCGUGAAUUUCGACGAUUUCCCCCCUCUUUUCGAGCAAUUGGAAACCAGUGAAGCUUUGAUUUUAUUCCGAAUUCAAUUUUUUAUUUUUUGUUUUGAGGUUUUUGAUUGGUGAUAAUAGGGUUUUAGGAACAGUCUGAAAUUGGGAAUUGAAAUCCUAAUUUUUUUCUUACAAUCGAUGACUUUAGGGAAGAGAUGAUUGUUAAACGACCAUCUAAUUUUGAAAUGCCUGAUCUUAAACGAUGUGAUUUUGAGGAUUCUGGAAUUGAAGAAGAUGAUAAUGGAGUUUCUGUGCAUCUUAAGAAGCGAAGAACUGCAACACUUACUUACGGUUACACUCAGAAUGAGAGUAAUGCCGCAAUGAGCUCAUCUUACACAGAGGGUGGUUCAUCUUUUGGGGAAGAAACGGAGUCGGAUUCGAAGACUGUUGCUGUGUAUUCAAGAAAAACAUCGAGAGGGCGGGUUCCGACAUUGCCUUCUAGGUUUAGUGACUGUGUUGCUGGUUUAAAGAAGGAUAGUAAGUCCAAAUUUGCUGAUAUUGAGUCAGGUUUACAUGAAAUUUAUCUGAAAAGACGGGAUAAUAAGAAGAAUAAGCUAGAAGGUUCGAAUUUCAGCCCAUAUUUGGUUAAAAAGGAGUUUAAGGAGGAGAAACUAAAGUUGCCUAGCUAUAAGUAUCAUCCUUAUUGUCAGGACACAGAAGAGGAUGGGAUGAUGAAUGAUUUUUUGUAUAGUAAACCUUCGAUAAAUGGGUGGAAUUCUUCAGCUUUCGUCGCGAAUAAGGAUUAUAUGCCGGUGGCUGUGCCUCUUACUAGUGACAAGUGUGUAGGGAGAGGGUUAAGGACCAAGGUGAAACAGAAGAAAGCGAUUUAUGGACCGCAGGACUUUGCUUUGGGGGAUAUAGUGUGGGCAAAAUCAGGGAAGAGAUACCCUGCUUGGCCUGCCAUUGUAAUUGAUCCAAUGUUGCAAGCACCUGAGGCGGUUUUGAGUUCGUGUAUACCUGGUGCUAUAUGUGUAAUGUACUUUGGUUAUUCGAAGAAUGGAAAGCAAAGGGAUUACUCGUGGCUUAAAGGCGGAAUGAUUUUUCCAUUUCUCGAAUACCUAGACAGAUUUCAGGCGCAGACUGAUUUGCAUAAAAGUAAGCCGACUGAUUUUAGAAUGGCCAUUGAGGAGGCCCUUUUGGCAGAGCAAGGGUUUAUGGAUGGGCAGUUGGGAAUGGUAACAUCAACUGUUUAUGACGCCAACCCUCAUGGGUUUCACGAGGCAACUGGCUCCAACCAUCUUCAAGAUUGUUCUUCCCAAUGCCAGGAUGUUCAUGAGAAGAAGAGAGAUACACGCCCUUGCAGUGGAUGUGGUUUGGUUCUCUCGUAUAAAUCAUUUAUUUCCCAUCAAGGCCGGUUGCUGUGUAAACAUUGUGUCAAGUUACUGAAGUCAAAGCAGUACUGUGGUGUGUGCAAGAAGAUCUGGCACCAUUCUGAUGGUGGCAGUUGGGUGUGUUGCGAUGGCUGCGAUGUUUGGGUGCAUGCUGAAUGUGCUGAAAUUUGUGGCAAAAAUCUCAAGGAUCUGGAAGAUGCUGAGUACUACUGCCCUGAUUGCAAGCCAAAGUUUGCAUUUGAGCCAUCGUAUACAAUAGUAGUACCUGAAAUCAGACAACCAGUGCCGCCUGCUGAGGUAACUGUUUUGUGCAAUGGUAUGGAAGGAGCAUAUAUUCCAAGCCUUCAUUUGGUUGUGUGUAAGUGUGGUAAAUGUGGGACAAGAAAGCAGUCAUUAAGUGAAUGGGAAAAGCACACAGGCUGUAGAGCAAAGAAAUGGAAGUAUAGUGUGAAAGUCAAAGGCUCCAUGAUCACCUUGCAUCAAUGGCUCACAGAUUUUGGAGCGAGUGCUGCUUGUGAAUCUCAAAAGCUGGAUAAGUCAAAAUUAUUUGGCUUUUUGAGAGCAAAGUAUGAACCAGUUUAUGCAAAAUGGACAACAGAACGUUGUGCCGUAUGUCGAUGGGUUGAGGACUGGGAUUACAAUAAAAUUAUAAUUUGUGACAGGUGUCAAAUAGCUGUUCACCAAGAAUGCUAUGGAGCCAAAAAUGUUCAAGAUUUCACAUCUUGGGUUUGCAGAGCUUGUGAAAUUCCUGAUGUCAAGAGAGAGUGCUGUCUUUGUCCUGUUAAAGGAGGUGCUCUGAAGCCUACUGACGUUGAUACAUUAUGGGUUCAUGUCACGUGUGCUUGGUUUCAACCUGAAGUUGCUUUCCUAGAUCAUGAAAUAAUGGAACCGGCAAUGGGGAUAUUGAGAAUUUCAAUGAACUCAUUUGUGAAGAAAUGCGUAAUAUGUAAGCAGAUUCAUGGAUCCUGCAUUCAAUGCUGCAAAUGUGCUACCUAUUAUCAUGCCACAUGUGCAGCAAGGGCAGGGUAUUGCAUGGAACUACACUGUAUGGAGAAUAAUGGAGUACAGGUGACAAGAAAGGUGUCAUAUUGUGCUUUUCACAGGAACCCUAAUCCAGAUGCUGUGUUAGUUGUGCAAACUCCAGAAGGGGAUAUUUUCUCUACUCGAUUGUUGCUUCAAGACCAUAAGCAAGGUAGAAGCUUCAAAGGUUCAAGGCUCAUUUCUAAAAGAAUUGAACUCCCUGACCCCAUGCCUUCAAAAUCUGAUCAAUAUGAUCCUCUAUCUGCUGCAAGGUGCCGGAUGUAUACUAGGUCCAAAAAUAAGGAAGCAGGCAGAGAUCCAAUAUUCCAUCGAUUAAUCGGGCCAAUCCAUCAUGAUAUUGCAAAGAUUGAUAGUUUGAAUUCUUUCAGGGACGUUAAUCAUGCAAAACAGUUGUCUUCGUUCAAGGAGCGCCUUCGUCAGUUACAGAAUACAGAAAACCAGCGGGUUUGUUUUGGGAAAUCUGGAAUACAUGGAUGGGGCCUCUUUGCACGUCGGAGCAUUCAUGAAGGAGACAUGGUCCUUGAGUAUCGUGGUGAACAGGUGAGGCGCAGUGUUGCUGAUUUGAGAGAGGCACAGUAUCGUGUAGAAGGAAAAGAUUGCUAUCUGUUUAAGAUCAGUGAAGAUGUAGUAAUCGAUGCUACCAACAAAGGAAACAUUGCUCGCCUAAUCAACCACUCCUGUAUGCCCAACUGCUAUGCUCGGAUUAUGAGUGUCGGUCAUCAGGAGAGCCGAAUUGUGCUAAUUGCCAAGACUAACGUUCCUGCUGGUGCAGAACUCACAUAUGAUUACUUGUUUGAUCCUGAUGAACGGGAUGACUCAAAAGUCCCUUGCCUUUGUAGAGCUCCCAACUGCCGCAAAUUCAUGAAUUAAAGCAUCAAAUUUUGCCAUUUUACAAGCCUUGGAGAAAAAUAACUAAAAGUUUUACAGGUUUUGAUAGAGUUAGAAGAACUGACCCAUAUGCUAACUUGUGGAAGAAUCUUCACUUCUGAUAGAAGAUUACGGCCUCCCUCUCCUCCCCCCUUUUUCUUGUGACAAUAUGUAAAUUUAUCAGCUUGGUUCAGCUAUGGCUAUUCAUGGUUUUGUAUACGAGUUCAUUCUUUCAAUGUAAUUAUAACAAUUAUUGAACCAUUCUCGUAUUAUAUCUUGUAUAAAUCCACAAAUGUAGCUUGAACUCCUUUACUUUGAUUUAAUGACUAGAAGUAAGUUGAGAGCCA
This is a messenger RNA of Beta vulgaris subsp. vulgaris (sugar beet), 4043 nucleotides long. RefSeq names its product histone-lysine N-methyltransferase ATX3. Gene Ontology annotation, biological process: regulation of transcription by RNA polymerase II. The transcript has 23 exons. Gene Ontology annotation, molecular function: protein binding. Bases 613 to 3699 code for a protein of 1028 amino acids. Lineage: Eukaryota; Viridiplantae; Streptophyta; Magnoliopsida; Caryophyllales; Amaranthaceae. The record is from RefSeq and is a predicted model, not a curated record.